Molecule: messenger RNA, 2356 nt
Organism: Ciona intestinalis (vase tunicate)
Lineage: Eukaryota; Metazoa; Chordata; Ascidiacea; Phlebobranchia; Cionidae
Source: RefSeq, a predicted model, not a curated record
UUCUGUUUUUUUUUUAUCACGGGAUACUCUUUAUUAACUUGUACAGUUAACUUAACGUGUAUUCUGCUUUGUUUUAAUACGGCUAGUAUUAACAGGUUUUAGAUUAAAGCUACGAUUCAACGUUGAAUUGAAGAAUAAAAAUAAUGAAGUGGGAAUUAUUAUUUGGAAUUUGCGUAACAGUUUUCGUUCUACACACAGUAAAUGCAAAUUUCAUUGCUCCUCUAAAGAACAAGACAGUAACACAAGGAGAAGAUAUUGUGAUCAGCUGCAAGAUUUCUGCUGGUGCUUCAUAUGUAAAGCGGUCAUGGACACAUAAAUCUACUGUUAUUUUUGCCAAUGGAAACAAGUUACCAAAAGAUCCAAGAAUAACAUUGUUAAGCAAUGAACAUAAUGAAUACACCAUGCAAGUGAAGAAUGUCAACACAAAUGAUGAAGGGUUUUACACAUGCUCAUUAUAUCUCAAUCUUACAUACAAAUCCACAAUGCAUUUAACUGUAAAUGUACCCCCUCAGUUAACUGAUGUAUCAGAAGAUAAAACAGUUGAUGAACACGACCAAGUAAUUCUUAGAUGUAUUGCUUUUGGAAAACCACAACCAAGGAUAACUUGGAGACAUCUUGUGCCAUCAGCGGAUGGCGUUAGAGCGACGAGUAAAUUUUUACCACUUGGUUCUGUAAAGAGGGGAAGUGCGGGUAUUUACGAGUGCACUGCUGAUAAUGGAGUGUCUUCUCCAGUUACUCGCUCAAUUAGACUUUCCGUUAAUUAUCCACCAGAAAUCGAUGAGACUUUGUCACCCACUACGGUGCUUGCACCUAAAGGACAAACUUUCUACAUAGAAUGUGUGACUUCUGGUUUCCCUGACCCUACUUUUCAAUGGAUUAUGCCAGAUGGUAAAACCUUCAAGAAGCAAUUCAGCAACGAACGUUUCAAUGUUCUCACCACCAAGGAAGGAAUAAACACAAUAUCAAAGUUUUAUUUCUCUCCAUUACAACUUAGUGACUAUGGCAACUACACUUGCAUUGCUUCAAACCAAAUGGGAAGAGUCAACACCACAAUUGCUCUUUCUCGCAAGAUUGUUCCCCCCACAAGACCCCCUCCAGGAGAUUUGUUCAAUAGAAAAUGGACAGGAGAUGGAAAGGGGGGUAGGAAUAAUUCUCCGUUAGCAAAAACAUUGCUUUCAAACCACAUAUUAAUCGUAAUUGUUACAUCUGUGCUUGCUUUUUUGUUGUAGUGUGAUGAUUUCCUGUGACUGUCAAAAGUAAUAUCUAUUAUGUAUAAAAAAUUAUAAUCCUUGUUUUGGUGCUAAAUCAGGUCUGGGUUUUAAAAGACCAGAGCUUCCAAAAUUAUAAUUUAGUUUGGUUAAUAAGCAGCUGAUUUUAUGUUAAUCUUGUUUAAAAAUGCCACAAAAAUACUAAAAUCCUGAUUUGGAAAACUUGUUUUUAAUAUUAAGCUUCCAAAAUAACAUCCCAGUAGGUUCUGCCUAAAAUUUUGCCCUUUCUAAAUUCAAAAAUUUUUGUUUUUACAUUCAAACAUUUUUUUCAUUGUAUGCAUAAAUUCUUCAAAUUAUUGGCAAAUUUGUGCACAAGAUACUUUUCUUCAUGACUGUUUUUCCUACUUUCAGUCCAUUCAUUGUUACCUGGCCUAUAGUUUCUUUUAUUUUAGAUCAAGAUUUGUUUCCGUAUUUUGCUGCCCACUAUUUUUUCACUGUGUUUUAACCCAUAGUUUGCAGUGUUGCCAGUUUUAUUUGCUACUAAUCAAGCAACAGCAGUUUCAAGUGAAAUCAGUUGCGAAAGGAAUCACUGUUUUAUUUUUUAUGCUUAUUUUAAAUGAAAUCAUAUAAAUGUCUUGUGUAUCAAUGUUAUUUUUCACUCUGCAGUUAAUAUAAAAUUGUAAAUGAAAACAAAUUUCAUAUUUUUUAAUUUUAGCAUUUUUAAUUUAAAUCAAUAAUUAUGAAACCUGGUCACUCCUACUAUAAAUAUCAUAUACACUCCAUUAUUGGUGCUACCUUAUCUACUCUUUCUUAACUUGUAAGUCAUUUUGCAUUUCAUUUUUAUUUGCAAUGUAAAACUCUUAGAAGGCCCAAAACAUAGAGUCAUGAGCCAACUGUGGCCCAAAUCUCUGGUGCUAUGGCAUGCCAUGCUGUAUAACAUUUCCUAAAACCAAAAUUGUAGUCCCUAAGCAUUACCCAGCAAUUCAUUGCUCAAUGGUAUUAUGCUGACCCAUAUUGAAACUUUGGACCAAUAAAAACUUGGCUAAAUCCGCAAGUAUAUAGUGUAGUUGCAUAUCAUAUCAUAUUUCCUUGCCAUUCCCUCUUCAAGUCUUGCUGUCAUCUGUUUUAAUGUUUCUUCUUCUUUUCAG